AUGUCAUCAUCGCUACCACUCGAUGCUCCCAGCGCAUCAUCCUCCACCCAUUCGCAUUCCCAUUCACCAUCGUCCGUAGCAUUCCCCAUACCCCACCCUAAUCCUCAUUCUCCCUCGAUAGACUCUCAAAAACCCUCAGCGUCGACUUCAGCCCCUACAGUUCUAUCGCCAAGGGUAUCAUCCCCUUCCAACAUCUCUACACCAACUAUCAAUGGAUCCACUUACCACGAUCCGACUAAUCUGAAAAAUGGCGGCGGUGAACAUGCAACGACGAAGACGGGAGAUAGUCUGCCGAAUUUAGGUGAUCUAGACGCGAAAUGCGGGGGGUGUCAUGAGGUUAUCGAUCAGGAGAGCGGUGGGGUCGUAGUUGCUUUUGGAUCAUCACUAUGGCACGUAGAUUGCUUCAAGUGUGCAAAGUGCAAGAACAAAGUGUCAGCGGAUACGAAUCUGCUAUUGCUAUCAGAUGGUAGUCCAGUCUGUGGCAAUUGCUCAUAUCAGUGCUUCGUGUGCAAGCAAGCCAUCACUGAAGAGGCUAUUAUGACGGGUGAUGAAUCUUAUCAUGCUCAUUGCUUCACUUGUCGAACGUGUAAGAGACGUAUAGAAGAACUGGUAUUUGCCAAGACCAGUCAGGGUAUAUAUUGCAUGGCAUGUCACAACGAGCGAGUGGCGCGAAGUCGACGCCAUGCUGAACACAAGCGACAGAAGCAAGCUAAGAAAGAAGCGAGGGAGCAAGAGAGGCGAGAGAAGGGUAUAGAUGGUAGUGAGAAGGACAAAGAAAAGAAGAAGGAUGAUGAUUACGGGAUGACUUCACCCAUUGCGCAACCAAGCGGAAAUUUCCUUCAUUCCACACCAGGUAUACCAUCUUCAAUGUCUCUUGCUCAAACUGCAAACUCUCCUCUCGCUUCUCCAUCCGCUACCCCGAACUCCUUCAACUCUGGUAAAUUCGAUACGCCCUCUAAUGGUAUUGGCACACCUAACGCCGGAGAAGCAUUUGAAGAUGCUUCUGAACGAGAGUCCUCACGCGAGAGAGAAAGGGAGAAACAGAGAGAUUUGAGUGUAGAUAGACCAAUUCAACGAUCGACUUCACCCGCCGAUCGAAGAAUCAUCGAAGCUGAGGACACUCCAUUACCCGCUUCGCCAUCUGAUCCUGCUCGUGGCGUGCCACAUAGCAGAUCUAUGGAUUCUGAACAUAGUCCUCAAGGUCGUGCUCAUCCUGGACAUGCACUCAGCCCAUCUUUAGGGUCUUCAAGAUCGCUCAACACCUCUUCUCCUGUAAAUGUACCUGUGGCAGGACCAUCGGCCAGACAACAACCUCAAAACGUUGGCUUGGGAGUAGGACCAGUAGGAUUGAACGUUCCGACUAGUAAAGCUGAUAGGAGACGAUCUAUCAACCCCGCGAUGACGUUCAAUUUGGAUCCCCAGAAUUCAACAUUUAAUGCUGAACCCAGAAUGUCACCUUUGCCGCCUUCGCCAUUGCGAGCGUCUUUUACAGACUUGCAAGCGGAGCAGCAACAGCAACAGCAAGCGCAGGGGUUACAACCUUUACGAUCACCCACGACACCUUCGCCAUCUCCCGGGAACGACAUGUUCCCAUUCAAAGAGCGACAGUUGUCUGCCGGAGGGGGUGGGAGGUCAACACCGGACCAGAACGUAUCUGGACCACCACCUAGAACAAGUUCUCUACCUGAUCAACUUGGUACUAGUAGAUCCAGGCCAUUAGCGACAAUUGAAGAUGAGGAAUCUUCAGCUUCUAGGAAGUCAAGCAUGGACAAUACUGCUUCAUCUGGACUACCAUCUAAACAACCGUCAAGCAACCAACUUUCCGAAGGAGCAUUAGCGACACCUCGAUUAAACGCACCGAACUUGCCUCCGAUGUCAUUCUCAUUAUCCGAUCCUGAUUUCGCGGUGAUCCUCAAUAACAUCGAUCAAUCGCCUAAGACAGAUACGAUAACCAAUAAUAAUAAAUCCGGAGAAUCAGUCGUGACUGUCAAAGCGGAAGAAGGGGGUAGUGGACCUUCCUCGCCAUUGUCGAUCAACGAAGGAGGAAACUCGCCUUCUCUAGCUAGGUCCCCACAUAUGGACAUGUUAUCUUCUGCUGCGGACCAACAAUCACAACUUGCUGGGACUGGUACUGCGACGACUUCUGGAUCGCUGGACGCUAUCACCUCCCGGUCGCCUUCGAGAUCGAGAUUAUCACCCAACGACCAAGUGCAGACACCGCAAAUGCUACGGAUCAGACAGCCUUCAGCUGAUAGUACGCUAUCGAUCAAUUCCAGAUAUGGUACGGGCGACGGAUCGUUCGCUACGCUAGUAGAAUUGGUAGCUGGCGCGAAACAUCGAGAGGAAGAUAAGAUCGAAGUGGACCUGACGGUGCUGUCGGGUGUGAUUCAGGAGAUAGAGGAAUUAAGGGAUACGAUAACGGGCUUGAAGAAUAAGUAUACUGGUGCUAAGCGUACAAGUCAACAAUAUUCUGAAGGUUUGACUAUAGCAGGAGAAGAGUACGAUAAAGAGCUGGCCCAUCGAAGAGAACUCGAAGCUGAAGUCUCGAGACUACGUGCUCAAGUACAUUCUCAAACUGCUCGACUGAGCGUCAUCUCAGGAGAUGAAAGAAGAGCGGAGAAUAUGAGAAGAAGAAGUAACGAUCUUGUCAAUAGCUUAACGGGACUUGAGAGGGAUAUAUCACGGUUGAGAGCUCAAAGGGAUAUGACGCUUGCUGAGGUCGAGGAGCUAAGUGCAAGAAGGGGAAGUGUCGAAUCUUCCAACGGUGAUGACGGAGCUUCGUCUCUCAGUCGAUCAUUGACUAACCGGCUUGACACCAUCAAAGAGCAAUACCGAGAAGAGCUCGAACCGCUGACAGCUCAGAGAGAAGCGCUUCAACGUGAAAUCGCUGAAUUACGAGAAACGAAAGAAUCCUUCUUAGAGGAAUCGGCAGCAUUGGCAGCGAAGAAUGAAGAAUUAGCCGAAUUGAAUGCUUCACUAUCUAGACAAGCUGAAUCUGUGCAAGAUCACUUAUCCAGAAUUAGACAACCUACCACGAUAUUCAAUAAAUCUUCUGCGAGUGGUCGAACUCAUUCAUCUGGAUCACCAUCUUUAUCUUCCUUGGCUACUUCCGCUACAUUACAGGAAGUACCUGAAGAGACGGCUAGAGUGGUCAAAGUGACUAAACCCGAGCCUAUCGAAGCUGCUCCUGCUAGAAGGUUCAAAUGGUAUAAGUCUUCCAAAGGACCUGAUUCCUCUUCUGUCUCGGCAUCGAUAUCUAAACCACUCAAUCUACCCACCUCAAACCUCAACCUCCGUAAUCCCGGUUUGGGCGUAAACAUGUCUGGACUAGGCUUAGCGAAUGGUGUCCCCGGAGGUGCCAAUGGAGGAGGAGCAGGUGGGAAUGGUUUACAGAGACCUUCGACGGAGUUUGGUCUGAGAGAUCAUAAUUUCAAUCAACAUUCCACGAUGAGGUUGACGAGGUGCGAGUUAUGUCAGGAGAAAAUGUGGGGAUUGCAGGAGGUCAAAUGUUCUUCUUGCGGCAUAGUCUGUCACUCGAAAUGUGCCGAGAAAUUACCACGAAGCUGUACGGGUAGUAGGCAUGGUACGAUUGAGAACCUCGAUGGGCCUUUACCCCCCUCAAUGUUCGGUCGUGAUCUAAUUGAACAGGUCGGAGCGGAUAAAACCCCCAUACCUGGUAUCGUGACUAAAUGUAUCAAUGCUGUUGAAGCAGUUGGCAUGGAAUAUGAAGGGAUCUAUCGAAAGACGGGAGGGUCUUCGCAAUCGAAACAGAUCACUCAGUUAUUCGAAAGAGGAGAUUACGAUGCUUUCGAUUUGACAGAUCUGGAAACGUUCAAUGAUAUUUCGAGUGUCACUUCGGUCUUGAAGACUUAUUUCAGAAGUUUACCUAAUCCUCUAUUGACUCAUGCUUUACAUGAGAGUUUCGUUGCCGCCGCUAGUAUCCGAGAUGCCAAUAACAAACAUUCAGCUCUUUGUGCGCUGUUGAAAGAACUCCCCAAAGAACAUUACAACACCUUGAAAACGUUGAUGUUGCAUCUAAACAGAGUGACAGCUCAAUCGAGUGUUAAUCUCAUGACUUCUCAGAAUCUCGGUGUGGUCUUUGGACCUACAUUGAUGAGAUCGGCCGAUCCCAAUAGGGAAUUCGGCGAUAUGGCCGGGAAAGCACUGAGCGUACAGUGGAUGGUAGACAAUGCACCUCAGGUGUUUGUUGACAGAGAUUAG
This is a messenger RNA of Kwoniella botswanensis, 4221 nucleotides long. RefSeq lists its product as uncharacterized. The transcript is spliced from 11 exons. Bases 1 to 4221 code for a protein of 1406 amino acids. Gene Ontology annotation, biological process: signal transduction; regulation of GTPase activity. Gene Ontology annotation, cellular component: cytoplasm. NCBI's taxonomy places the organism in Eukaryota, Fungi, Basidiomycota, Tremellomycetes, Tremellales, Cryptococcaceae. The record is from RefSeq and is a predicted model, not a curated record.